Messenger RNA from Ilex paraguariensis (yerba mate), 474 nucleotides. Lineage: Eukaryota; Viridiplantae; Streptophyta; Magnoliopsida; Aquifoliales; Aquifoliaceae. The record is from the annotation of a GenBank genome assembly.
AUGGAAAGCGUGAUAUUUGAGGACGAUAAGUUUAAGAAAGUUGAUGACACAAUCCCAAUGAAGAAAGGCAGUUUAGUGGCAAUAAUCGUAGAUAAUAAUCCUAAGGAGAUGGAAGGGACUUUUAAAGGGACACGAGUUGUUAAUGUGGGCCCUAAGUUGGUGGAAGAAGUGGGUGGGACCGUAGAUAAAUGGAGUAGUCAGCCUAUCUCAACUAGGGAUAAGGAGGCUCAGUGGGCUGAUGAAGACUUUAUGGAUAUCACCAUUUUUUCAUUAGCCCAAACCAGAUGUCUACCUAAAUUGGGGGAGAUAGGCGUUGAUGAAGGAAAUGUUCUCAAUCAAAAUCCGACGGUUAUGAAGAAAUGGAGAAGAAAGGAGAAGGGUUUUGCAUCAUCUGGCCAAACAAAAUCUCAAGAGAAUCCCAAUGGCAAACGGAAGUAUGGAGAAGGAAAUGAAGAUCUUCAAGAUUGGAUGUAA